AUGGCAACGGAUGUCGGGGCACUGCCGGACGACGCCCUCGCCAACGUCUUCCGUGGCCUGCCGCUGCGGAGCCUGGCCGUGGUCCGGUGCGUCUGCAAGGCGUGGCGCGACGUCGUCGACGCCCGCGCGCUUCUCCUCCCGCAUCUACACCUCCUGCCGCGCUCCGUGCGGGGAGUCUUCAUAAACUACCUAGACCACGACCACCCUCACCACUUAGUCCGUCCCUGCUCGCCGUCGACGAUUCCCAGAGUAGACGGCACGCUCAGCUUCUUGCCCAACGACCACCGCAGGUCGGUCUCGGUCCUGGACCACUGCAACGGCCUCCUCCUCUGCAAAACUAAGUGGAGAAGCGAGCUCUGCGUGUGCAACCCGGCGACGUGUCGGUGGACGGUGCUUCCCCGGGGCGCAGAUGGCCACCAUUACGCUAGUGCGUACGCCGCGUUUGAUCCGGCCGAGUCGCCGCAUUACGAAGUCAUCUUGGUUCCCGCCGUGCCGGAGGCGCCAUCGCCGCCCGAGGACCACCGCUGGCCGGCGGAGGAGGUUCAGCGGCGUGCGCUACUAUGGGAGAAGGAGAAAGACGCGCCCUUCUGCUUGGACUGGUUCUUCUCGUUGCCAGAAGACGGCGCGGCAAUUGGCCAAUGGGAGUUUGACCAGCUGCAGCACGAUAUCAACGACGACCCAUGUCGCUACAUGGAAUGGCCACCAGCGGCAUGGAAGCUGUGCGUGUUUUCAUCAAGCACUGGUCAAUGGGAGGACAGGAUUUUUGUCCGGGAAGGAACGCCGGCAGGGAUGGUUCAGAACUUCAGAAGAUGCGAUCGGAUAUAG
Miscanthus lutarioriparius is the source of this 825-nucleotide messenger RNA. NCBI's taxonomy places the organism in Eukaryota, Viridiplantae, Streptophyta, Magnoliopsida, Poales, Poaceae. The record is from the annotation of a GenBank genome assembly.